This is a messenger RNA of Lathyrus oleraceus (garden pea), 576 nucleotides long. RefSeq lists its product as uncharacterized. The transcript has a single exon. The coding region runs from base 1 to 576 and encodes 191 amino acids. Lineage: Eukaryota; Viridiplantae; Streptophyta; Magnoliopsida; Fabales; Fabaceae. The record is from RefSeq and is a predicted model, not a curated record.
AUGGUUGGGAGUAUGAUUGUUGAUACCCUAACUCUGGGUCCCGUAACUACUUCGUGGGUUUGUUUAAAUUGUCUGUUGGAUAUUUAUGGUAAGAGUUUUAUGAUGGACUUAGUUUGUUUACCAUUAAAUAAACCCGGUGUUAUCCUUGGAAUGAUCUGGUUGGAGUUCAACCAUGUUCCUAAAAAUUGUUUAGACAAGACAAUAUCAUUUCAAGAGUUUGAUGCUAGUGAUGACUUGUUCAUUUCUGCUAAGCAAGUGGACGAGUCUAUGAAAGGUGACGCUGAAGUAUUUAGGAUAUUAACUUCUAUGAAGGUUGACAGCAAAGAUUCAACUUGUGAAUUACCAGUGGUGUGUGAAUUUCUAGAAGUGUUUCCAGAUGAUAUCAGUGAUUUGUCGCGAGAGCAUAAAGUUGAGUUCGCUAUAGACCUAGUACUUGGUACUAGUCCUGUGUCGGUGGAUCCUUAUAGAAUUUCUACUUCAAAGUUGAGUGAUUGGAGAAGCAAUUGGAACAACUGCUUGAGAAGAAGCUUGUUCGACCGAGUGUUUCACCAUGGGGAGUGUCGGUGUUAUUGGUAA